Messenger RNA from Blastomyces dermatitidis ER-3, 5153 nucleotides. Its product is annotated as methyltransferase LaeA. Gene Ontology annotation, molecular function: methyltransferase activity. Lineage: Eukaryota; Fungi; Ascomycota; Eurotiomycetes; Onygenales; Ajellomycetaceae. The record is from RefSeq and is a predicted model, not a curated record. The transcript has 2 exons. Bases 604 to 2283 code for a protein of 559 amino acids.
GUUGACUAUUACAAAAACCAUAACUAACCAACAUGAUGCCCCUUUAAAAGAGAUGAAAGGGAUGAUGAUGUAGUGUAUUGCAUGAUGCCAUUGGUGAGCUAACCAAGCACCAACCAGACUGAUGAUUGAUAGAAGGCCCCCAUUUCUUACUACUUCACUACUUCAGUCAAGGGCGUUAGUGAAGUUCAGCGUUGACGUUUGUCCACAAGUCCUGAUGUCUGAUGAGUGGAGGGUAACAGAGCCCAACAAAUUGUAUAGUGUCAACUGAUUGGACUAACUACCCUCUGUUCUCCUUCUCCUAUUAACUCUCUCUGCAGCUUCCCCCCUGUCCUUGUCUUUGCGUUGUGGUGGUUUCAACCUCUUCGUGGUUUAACUUGGGUUAAAUCGCGUGCCCAGGUACCAACCAACAAACCCACAAAAUUUCAGACAUUUAUAUUAAUUCCCCGCGCCAUUGAACUUUGCCUCUUUUGAUCAUCUUCUCCAUUCCAUUUUUCCAACUGUUUUGUUUGUCCAGUCCCUGCUUCUUGACCCGACCUGAUCGCCCAGCCAAGAGACCCGCCCACCUUGGUUACCGCUUACCUUACGGGGUUUAUACUGUAAUCUAUGUACAGUACAUACCAUACGAUACCAUACCAGCUCCUCCACCCCCGUACCGAACCGUACAGCGCAUCCCUCCCCUCCCCAUCCCUCCAUCCCACCUUCUCGCCGCAACAUCUCCAGGCCAGGCUAUAUUAUUAUUUGAUGGGACCAUCCUCUCCCGCCAGCCACUGUCCAUCGCCCAAGUACCAUUCAAUUGGCAUUUGUUCCUCGGCUUUCCUUCUAUUAUUCUUUCUUUUGCUUCUUGCGCCGGAUUCGUUCACCCUCCUUGCCCGAAGAGGUACUGCGACAAGCUGCCCCUCUGCCCGACGCACGUUCGGAACGCUGACGAUAGUAAUAAUAAUAAUAUCAAUCGCUCCAUGUGUCGCUUGGAAUAAAAGCAGCUCCCAGUAUUUCCCCCUACGCUACGCCGAUCUACAUAACCCUCGUCUCCUCCUCAAUCUGCUACGCCGGCUUCUCUCUCUCCAUCAGCCUCAUCAGACUCCCUCUGCCUCUUCUACCUCUUCCACCUCCUUCCUCUUCGCCCACUCCUCCCGUUGUCGUUCAUUGGCAUUGGAAGGACCCCUAAGGUCGCGUUUAACCUGCUGUCUGUCAUUUUCCCUCGUUGGGUGGCAUCACAUCAGUAACCCUACUAUGGACCUCUCAGUCCUCACCGAUCUUGCACCUCGAAGGCAACCCCAAACAAAAGCUGAGUUAGACUCUCCGAAAAACGAGUCUCACGGAACUGUAAACUCUACGUACACUGAAGAAUACCCUUGUUACGAGGAAAACGGACGAUUGUAUCAUGGAUUUCGACGAGGCAUAUACAUGUAUCCGUGCGAUGAACUAGAACGAGAUCGUCUGGAUAUUUUCCACAAAGUAUUUUUGGUGGCUCGCGGGAAUGUGCUACAUGAUGUUCCAAUCAGCAAUCCUUCUCCGCUUAUGAAUAGCCUUUCGGGGGGCCCUCGAAUGGUUACCGAUCACGGCCCUCGAAUACUAGAUCUUGGCUGUGGAACCGGAAUGUGGGCAAUGGAAAUGGCCUCGCGGUACCCACACGCAUACGUGUUGGGGAUUGACCUGGCGGCGAUGCAGCCCCAAGAGCACCCGCCAAAUUGCGAUUUUCAGACACCUCGGGACUAUGAGAGCCCUUGGUUUUUGGGAGAGAAUUCUUGGGAUAUGAUUCAUCUCCAAAUGGGAUGUGGGAGUGUGUCGAACUGGCCUAAUUUGUAUCAAAAGGUUAUACGACACCUGCGUCCUGGGACAGGGUACUUCGAACAAGUGGAAAUUGACUUUGAACCGCGCUGCCACGAUGAGUUCUCGGCUGAUCAGCCCCUUAAUCGAUGGUAUUUAAAUCUGAAGGAGGCAACAGAUCAGGCGAAUAGGCCGAUCGCGCACAAUCGAAGCACAACGCAUAUGCUGAAAGAAGCUGGUUUCGUGGAUAUAAAGCACCUGAUGCUUGGCCUGCCGCUAAACACAUGGCCGGAUGAAAAAUACGAAAAGGAGGUUGGAAAAUGGCAUAAUUUUGCCUUUUCCGAUAGCACCUAUGCUCUCAUACUUGGGCCUCUCAGCCGUGUAAAGGGCUGGUCGGUCGAGCAAAUUGAUUUAUUGGCCCAGGAAGCACGAGCGCAGGCGUUUGAUAAACGCACCCAGGUGUUCAAUCUUCUGCAUAUAUAUACUGCCAGACGACCAGACAACCCAAUCCGAUGAAAGCGCACUUUUGUGCUUAGUUUCACUAGUCCGACGUUUGAAGACAAACCCUUCACUCCCCACGUCAGUGGUUUCCUACCAUCUCUUUCCCCCUCCCAAGAUCCGUUUUGAAUGGCACAAUAUCGAUUCUGAGUACAUCUUACGCGUUGUCCCGAUAAAUAUGAUUGCGGCUUCUCAGAUCAUCCCGAAACGGGCGGGACUGUUGUAUUCCAGCUUUUGACUGGUUUGGUAGAGGCCUCGUCGCAUACCUCCUUUCGGGUCCAAAUGCCUAUAGUUAUCCUUUGACUUGUUGGUAAGAAGCAUCAAAUAUCGGUGAAGGACCACUAUUGAAAAGCUAUGCAACUCGAAAAUCUCGUUGCCCAACUCCAAGGAACAGUAAUGGGGUCCGGAGACACACAAAAGUCCAUUUAAUUAAUGACCCGACCAAACGACAUUGCAACGACGAAUUCCUUUCCUCCAUUUCUUGUUUUGAAAUCUUUAUUCCGUCUUAUGCCCUCAACAACUAUAGACGUUUCCUCCCUGAUUUUGCCUGCUCAUUUAAUUUUGAAAAUUUUUCAUUUAAUUUUGUUUGUCGAUCGUUAUUGAGCCCUUGUACCUCUUCCAUUCCGUCGACAGCAUUCUCUCCUGGGUUCCUGGACAUGAAUAAUUUUUUUUAUUAUUAACCAUGAUAUACACAUAGAUCGGAAAGACAUCAAAAGCCAUAGCGGGGGAACCAUGAUGGAGGUUUCUCUUGUUUUCUGUAUCCUCAUGCCUUCCUUUCUUUUGGUGAGGAUGAUAUAAUGACUCUCGAUACGAUGAAUGAUUGAUGUCUAGCUUGUAUGGCGCUCUCUCUUUCUCUCCAUUCCUGGCCCUCUCUUUUCUUGCUUUGGUGACCCAUUCACUAAAUAUUCCAAAGAUGUUAUCCUUCUUUCCUAUUUGUUGUCAUAUAUAUACUGCUACUUUAUUUUUCUUUCGAUAUAAACUAUUUUUAUCCUCCAUAUAUGCAUGUCCAUAUCCCUAUUUCGCGCAUUCUUCCAUCCUAAUCUCACCACGAUUAAUUGUCCAACCAUACAUCCCUUCCAACUAUUACUAUUGUUCAUUUUUCAGGUGGGAGAGCGGAAUAGAAAAAUAUAUAAAAUCAGCAGAAAAAGGUUACUUCUUUUGCCUUACCUGACCUGGCACAACUUGCUUUUCCAUAUAUUCUUGCUCCGCCUUGCUUCAGACAGAAACAACCCAACGUUUUUCGUUUAUCCAGCCCACAGGUUCUUUUUGAACUAUACAAUCCAACCAGGUGAUUGGCUCCCUCCCUUUGUUUCUCUUCGCACAACCUCUUACUCUCGCUAUUGUUUCUAUUCUUUCCCACCGCCCCCAAGUUUCACUAGUUAGUGGUUGUUCUUUUUACUCAUAUCAUUUCCACUGAAAGACAUUGGAAACUGGUGGAAGAUAAGAGCAACAAUGCAGAUGUUGAAGUGAAUCGCAGAGCAUGCCAGCGCCUCCUUCGCUCCCCUCUUUUCUUUUUCCCUCUUUGUUCUCAGGACCCGACAGAGCGGAUACUGCACGCGCGAACAUGGACUUGGGGGCUCGCUGCUGUAUAUCCAAUUUAGCCAGUCACCUCCUAGCUCGUUGGUGCUUUUUUGCCAUGAUGCGGCGCGGGCGAGCGGGCUUCGCCGCUGGUUUUAACCCGGUUUUUUCGCUUUUUCUCUUGGUUUGUAUGGAUGUAUGUAACUAUGUACAUGUACAUGUACAUACAUACAUUACGUGUGCGCUGACAAGAUAUUUAACAUUGUUGUGGAAAAUGAUAUGUGUGCUUUCUCUGUUUUCUCUUUGCUUUUUUUCUGUUGUUUUCUUUUUCCUUGUCUAUUUCCGGAUUUUCCCCUUUGGAUUCGUAGCCUAUUGUUUUCUUCACGGUUGGUGUGAUGUAGGGCAACGGGAAGGAGAGUUAUAUUGUCCUCCGUUUAUCGGACCUGGAAUGAUGCAUUGUUUAUUUUAUUACAAGUUGGAAUGAAACACUGCAACAUCCCACUAUGAUGAAUAUUAAGAACCUCCCAGGGUGAAUGGUGCGCCACGUUGGGUAAGAAAUUCAGCUCGAAGAACCAACAGGUAUUUCACCCUCUAACAAUAGAUGUGCGGGAGAGUUCUUGGGGGCCUAACACAAGAUAACACACAUCCCAUUGGCAAAUGAGCACACACAUCUUGAGCUGUCCUUUCAUCAUAAUACAUCACGAUCGUCAUUAUUAUCAAAAUUCUCUGGUGCCUUAUCUCCGCCGCCCCUUGUUUUGAGCACGGCCCAUGCCAUUAUUCGUAACAGCAGCACCUCCGCUUUCCCCACCAUUAUUACCGCCCGCACUAUUAUUGACUGGUUCCUUCGCCGCACCGGGACUUCUUCGCCGCAUGGUCCCCGGUCCCACAGCCACGAUGUCAUCCUCGCUCUCACUGUCGCUUAUAUCGAGUAGGACAGGCAUGCGGAAGGCAUGCAAGGCACCCCCCGCAUCAUCCUCUUCGCCCUUGACCGGCUCAAUGGUCAAAACGUCCGGUUCCUCAUCCUCUAGAUCUAGACGGCGCUGAUGCACCUCCUCAGCGGGGUGGAUGUCAUAUUCAUCCUCGCGCUCCACAUACGCGACAUUCUCCUCUACCUCUGCAAAAUCCGGCGCUAGCGCAGACCAUUUCUGCGGGCUCACUAUCGACCAUGUAUAUAUGCAUCCCGACUCGAGGCCGCAGGCUGCCACCAUCGGACGGCUAGGAUGCCAUUCUACAACGCCUAGUUCUUCCUUCGGGCCUUCGAGGAUCUUCACGAGAGAACCAUGGCUGCGUUCCCAGACGUAGAUGUCAUGGUUCAUGAAGGUGGAGGCCGUAACAAAUUCUCCUGUGGAUGAGAAGGCGACGUGGUUCCA